CUGACGUCAUCGGCGAGCGACAGCGUAGGACGACUACAAGAUGGCGGACGCGGUGAGCGUUGGCGUUAAUCUGGACGCCUUUUCUCACGCCAUUAGCGGCAUUCAGGCGCUGCGCUCCAGCGUCAGCCGCGUCUUCGAGUCCCUGAAGGACGGUAUGAAGAACCGCGAGACACUGGAAGGCCGCGAGAAGCAAUUUAUCGCCGCCUUCCAGGAGAACCUGCAGGCGGUCAACAGGGACCUCAACGAGUUGGAGCGCCUGAGUGGCCUGGUGGGCCGCCCGUCCGAGUCGCAUCCCCUGCACAACAGUGGCCUCCUCAGUCUGGAUCCGGUCCAGGACAAGACGCCGCUCUACUCGCAGCUGCUGCAGGCCUACAAGUGGUCCAACAAGCUGCAGUACCACGCCGGCCUGGCCUCCAGUCUGCUGAACCAGCAGUCGCUCAAGCGCUCGGCCAAUCAGAUGGGAGCCUCGGCCAAGCGACGGCCCAAAGUCCAGCCCAGCACCCUGGUUCUCCCCCCGCAGUACGUGGACGACGUGAUUUCUCGGAUCGGCCGCCUGUUUCCCGACAUGAGCAUCGAACUUUUCCGACCGAACGGAACGUCCGCCGUGCUGCUGGUGACGCUGGGCAAAGUGCUGAAGGCUAUCGUGGUGAUGCGCUCACUCUUCAUCGACCGAACGUUGGUGCGGGGCUUCAACGAGAACGUUUACGACCACGGCGGCAAGCUGGACAUCUGGACCAAGUCGCAGCAUCAGGUCUUUCAGAAGGUAACGGACCACGCCACCACCGCCCUGCUGCACUACCAACUGCCGCAGAUGCCCGACGUAGUGGUGCGCUCCUUCAUGACUUGGCUGAGGAGCUACAUCAAGCUCUUCCAGUCUCCGUGUCAGCGAUGCGGUCACUUCCUGCAGGACGGCCUACCUCCAACGUGGAGGGACUUCAGGACCUUAGAAGCCUUCCAUGACACCUGCCGCAUGUGAAAGAGG
Syngnathus acus (greater pipefish) is the source of this 982-nucleotide messenger RNA. RefSeq names its product mediator complex subunit 27 (gene med27). Gene Ontology annotation, cellular component: mediator complex. Gene Ontology annotation, molecular function: transcription coactivator activity. The transcript has 8 exons. The record is from RefSeq and is a predicted model, not a curated record. The coding region runs from base 41 to 976 and encodes 311 amino acids. NCBI's taxonomy places the organism in Eukaryota, Metazoa, Chordata, Actinopteri, Syngnathiformes, Syngnathidae. Gene Ontology annotation, biological process: regulation of transcription by RNA polymerase II.